CCACAACCCACACCCACAACCCACAACCCACAGCUCUAGUAGAUAGUCAGCAACAACACACAUCACCCCGAGUCAUCGACGCCUAUCUUCCGAUCGGCCACUCAUCUGUUGAUAAAUAGAAGCAAAGAUACUUUGUAAGGUACUGUACUGGUACCAUGCAUGCGGCAAAGUCGGGUACGUGUUGUGGUUUAGUGAAUUUCCUUGCCAAUAAAUGAUACCACCUGUCAUCAGCUUUCUGGUAGUCCAAGAUGCCGCUACCACGAUAUGACGAAAUAUGGUACGAAUGGCUUGAGAAACUCAAAGCAUUCGAGCAGGAGAAUGGGCACUGCAGAGUUCCUUCUAGUGAUCCAGAACUUGGAAGGUGGGUGAUGCAGCAGAGGGCUAGACAGAUGACCAUGUCGCAGAACAGACUGGAUGCCCUCAAUGCACUUGGUUUCACUUGGAAGGUUAAGGAGGAAGCUUGGCAAUCAAGUUUUACUCAAUUGAAAGAAUACAAAGAACAACGUGGCCACUGCAACGUGCCUUCUCGACAAGGGAUACUUGGAAGCUGGGUGCAUAAUCAGCGAACGUAUCGAGCACUUGGGAGACUCAGCGAUGAACGCAUUCACCAGCUAGACGAGCUGGGAUUCAUUUGGACGAUGCGCGAGUCUUUCAAUACCACAAUUCCAGAGGAUAAAGAAACUACAAAUCAAGCACCUCCAAAAGUCGGAGCGGGAGGAUGCAACCAGGAGUAUCCCACAUAUGUGCCAACUCGACCAAUAUUUGAACCUUCAGUGUCUACUACCCAGGUAACUCGAAUGGGUGGACCUUCCAUGUCUACCCAGAACACAAUGCUCCAGAUGACGGAGAAAGAACUUCAUAAGCAGGACCAUGUAUCCAAGAGACUCUCAGCAUGUACGAAUACCGGUAGUCAAAAGGAUGAUUCAUGGGGGGGUGCAGAGAUGGAACAAGAUAGCGAGAAAGUGUUUUGGAAGCUGAUUGAGCAAAUCAAGGAGCAGAGUCAGCAGUUACACACAGUGUUGGCUAGAUUUGACAAACACGACAUCCCAUACGACGAUGAGGAAGCUGGCCCAGCUCCCAAAAGAAGCAAGUUGCUCUCGCGCCCAAAAACUACCACGGGGCACAGCGGUCUCGCAGAGUCGGAACGCUCCACUGGUGACGAUGCUGAGAAUUUCAAAGAGCUUGGCCUGCUACAGGGAGACAAAUUAGAUCAUCACAAUGUUUCGCACUACCGGCCAAUCGAAUGCAAUGGGCCAAGAAAUAUUGCAACCAUUGUAAACAGGCAAUCAGGGCCAUACCAGAUACUGGAGCCGGAGCUUGCAAUGUCUUCAAACCGUGCAGCUCCGGCUGCCAAGCGCAAAUUCAAAUCUGGGGAUGUAGAAAUUCCAAACUAUCACGACCUCGCGAAAAAGGAAACAACAGCAGAACAGCUUGACUUUUGCUUGAGCCUCAGAGAAUACACCAAUCUGCGUACAACUGCCUUUACACCCAGGUCCAAGUCGUUUGUGGUUAAAACUUUGAAGCCAAUUCUUCGCUGCUUUGAUAUCUGUUGUGAUGGUGACAAGUCCAAGUUUAUCUCUGAUUAUGAGGGCAAGUUGAAGCUGUGUGUGUUCAGCGCCAACACAUGCAAGCACAACCAUUGUGCCAUUGUACACAGGCAACCAGAAAGAUUCCAAAUGCCUAAGCCGGAGCUGGCAAUGCCUUCAACCAGUGCAGCCCUAAGUGCCCAGCAUAAAUUCAAGGCUGGGGAUGUAGAAAUUCCAAACUAUCACGACCUCACGAAAAAGGAAACAACAGCAGAACAGCUUGACUUUUGCUUGAGCCUCAGAGAAUACACCAAUAUGCGUACAACUGCCUUUACGCCCAGGUCCAAGACGUUUGUGGUUAAAAAUUUGAAGCCGAUUCUUCGCUGCUUUGAUAACUGCUGUGAUGGCAACAAAUCCAAGUUCAUCUCUGAUUAUGAGGGCAAGUUGAAGAUGUGUGUGUUCGGCGCCAACACAUGCAAGCACACAAGAGUAUUCAGCAACUCAUAG
Molecule: messenger RNA, 2033 nt
Organism: Seminavis robusta
Lineage: Eukaryota; Bacillariophyta; Bacillariophyceae; Naviculales; Naviculaceae
Source: the annotation of a GenBank genome assembly